Messenger RNA from Amyelois transitella, 2531 nucleotides. Its product is annotated as zinc carboxypeptidase A 1. Gene Ontology annotation, molecular function: metallocarboxypeptidase activity; zinc ion binding. The record is from RefSeq and is a predicted model, not a curated record. Gene Ontology annotation, biological process: proteolysis. The transcript is spliced from 12 exons. Bases 70 to 2505 code for a protein of 811 amino acids. Lineage: Eukaryota; Metazoa; Arthropoda; Insecta; Lepidoptera; Pyralidae.
AGCAACUUCAAAGUCAUUUACUUUCGUCAUUUUAGUUAGUAAGCAUUCCUAAACUUAAUAUUCAUAAUAAUGUUGCGUGCAUUAUUAAUUAUUUUGUUAUCAACAAAUUUAGUUUUUGGAAAGUUUAACUUUACAAAUUACAGUUUAUAUAGAAUUCAUCCUAAGAAUUCUGAUCAAAUUAAAUUGUUCCAAGACUUGAAGAAGACUGAUAAGUAUGAUUUCUGGAGUGAACCUGCCCCGAAUGUCGAUUAUGUGUCAGUGUUAGCAAGCCCUGAAAAUAAAAACGAUCUAGAAAACUUACUAAAACAUAAAAAUAUCAAUUUUGAAAUUACUUUGCCAAAUAUACAAGAUGUAAUUGACAAAGAAGUCAUUCAAUCUUACACCAGAAGCAACUUAAAGAGCAUGCAAUGGAAUGCAUAUUACACUCUUGAUGGCAUUUACGGAUGGUUAGAAGAUCUAGCCUACACGUAUCCUUCAACAGUAAGCAUUAUCACAGGUGGUCACUCGUACGAAGGCCGAGAUAUAAAAGGAAUCAGAAUAUCCCAUGGUGCUGGUAGAAAGGCUAUUUUUAUUGAAGGUGGAAUACAUGCCAGGGAAUGGAUAUCACCUGCAGUCGUUAACUACAUUACUAAUGAACUAGUAACUGGAAGUAAUGAGGAGGUAAAAGCAGCUGCUCGAGAUUUUGACUGGUAUAUAUUUCCUGUAACUAAUCCUGAUGGAUACGUUUGGACCUAUCAAGAGAAUGGGUUUAGAUUGUGGCGAAAGAAUCGACAACCCUAUGGUAAUCAAUAUGGUGUCGAUCUAAACCGUAAUUGGAACAAUAAUUGGCUUCAAUACAGUGUUAGUGUCAAUCCAGCGUCAGACGUCUACGCUGGGCCCGGUCCCUUUUCUGAGCCGGAAACUAGAUCUCUCUCAUAUUACAUCAGAUCUAUAAGUCAUGACAUCGAGCUGUACCUGUCUUUCCAUUCAUCGGGCCAACUUCUCCUAUUACCUUAUGGGAAUACUACUACUCCAUUAGCUAACUACUACGAUGCGAUUAAUAUCGGAAGACGUGCUAUGGGAGCUCUUUCAGUUAGAUAUGGGACGCAAUACACUACAGGAAAUAUUGCAGAAGCAAUAUAUUUUGCGACUGGAACAAGCCUUGACUGGGUUAAAGAACAUCUGAACGUACCUUUGGCUUACUGCUACGAACUUCGUGAUCGCGGUACUUAUGGACACCUUCUCCCGGCUGAUCAGAUUCUACCUUCAGGCGAGGAGACCAUGGAUUCUGUUCUGGAGCUUAUUUACCAAGCGAGACGGUUCGGGUAUCUUGACGAUCUUCAGAACAGUGAUUCUUUGUAUGAUUUUUGGACUGAUCCAAUUCCAUCAGCUGAAUAUGUUUCAGUGUUAGCAAGUCCUGGAAAUAAAGGUGAAUUGGAAAGAAUUUUGAAUGUCAAUAACAUUGUAUUUGAUGUGAUGAUGUCAAAUAUUCAAGAAGCCAUUGACAAAGAAAAAGUGAACACUUAUGCUCGAAGCAACAUCAGAAAUAUGACUUGGGACGCAUACUAUGUCCUUGACGAUAUUUAUUAUUGGAUGAAAGAUCUUGCUGUAACUUACCCUGCUAUAGCAAAUGUCAUAGUCGGCGGAAUAUCAUAUGAAGGCAGGGAAAUUAGAGGCAUUCGAAUUUCCCACGGUAGUGGCAGAAGGGUCGUUUUUCUUGAAGGUGGUAUACAUUCAAGAGAAUGGAUUUCACCAUCAGCUGUUUGUUAUAUUCUAAAUGAAUUACUGACGAGUGAUGAUGAAGAAAUACAGGCUAUUGCCCGCGAGUUUGACUGGUACAUCUUCCCAGUAACUAAUCCUGAUGGAUAUGUUUGGACACAUGAACAGUUCAGAAUGUGGCGUAAAAAUAGACGUCCAAUUGGUAACAAUUUUGGAGUGGAUUUAAACAGGAAUUGGAACAAUAAUUGGCUUGUUGCAGGCGCCAAUACGAAUCCAGCGACGGACAUUUACGCAGGACCUGGUCCGUUCUCGGAACCAGAGACCAGGUCGCUGUCGGAUUUCAUCAGGAGCAUCGGCGAUAGGAUCGAUUUGUAUCUGUCAUUCCAUUCGUUCAGUCAACUGCUGCUGAUUCCGUUCGGUAAUACCACGGAACCUGUGGGCAAUUAUUAUGAUGCUCUAAACAUUGGCAGGAGAGCUAUGGGGGCUCUAUCAGUUAGAUACGGAACACAAUACAUCACUGGAAAUAUAGCUGAAGCUAUCUACCAAGCCACCGGCGGCAGUAUAGACUGGGUAAAGGAACAACUAAACGUGCCUCUAGUCUACUGCUACGAGCUCCGUGACAGAGGAGCCCACGGGUUCCUGCUCCCAGAAGACCAGAUACUGCCAAAUAACCAGGAGACGAUGGACUCUCUGAUAGACCUCAUUCACCAGGCGAAGAGAUUCGGCUACAUGAGAAGUGGAGUUGCCGGCAGUAGUUAUAUAGCAACUGUAGUUUUAGCUAUAUUGUUUUUUAUUGUUAAUUAUUAGUGAAAAUAAAUAAAAAAUAUAGUAUU